AUGGUGUAUCAAGAUCAUUUAACGAAAUUUGUCCAGUUACUACCUUUGAAAACUAAGACAGCUAAAGAAGUAGCAUAUCACCUUCAAAUAUUUUUAACAUUUGGUGCCCCAGCUAUAUUGCAUUCAGAUAAUGGUAGGGAAUUCUGCAAUAAAGUCAUAUCCGAACUAUGCGCCAUGUGGAAAGAUGUUAAGAUAGUUCAUGGAAAGCCUCGUCAUAAUCAAACACAAGGCUCAGUUGAAAGGGUCAAUCAGGAUAUACAGAAUAUGUUAACUGCAUGGAUAAACGAUAACGAUACAAAUAAAUGGUCAGACGGUUUGCCCUUUGUACAAUUUGCCAAGAACACUACAUAUCACGGAGGAAUAUGCCAAAGUCCUUAUGAAGCCAUGUAUGGUGUUAAACCAAAAAGAGUCAUAGCAUCUUCAUCUUUGCCUGGCGAACAAAUUUCAAAUAUUGAAACCGAAGAACAGCUCGAAGAAAUUGUUAAUACUUUUGAAAGAAAUUUGAGCAGUGGCCAUAACGAAUACCAUAUUCCAAAGGAAAAUAUUGAAGAGGAGCUGCAACCCACCACGUCUUCAUGUCAAGCCCUGACCAAACAACAUGAAUUUAUUUCUAUAAAAAGAGGGGCCGCGAAAGAGAAUAUUCUACAACAAGCAACAAAAAUGUUACAAACCUAA
Molecule: messenger RNA, 675 nt
Organism: Centruroides sculpturatus (bark scorpion)
Lineage: Eukaryota; Metazoa; Arthropoda; Arachnida; Scorpiones; Buthidae
Product: KRAB-A domain-containing protein 2-like
Exons: 1
Coding region: 1-675 (224 amino acids)
Biological process (GO): DNA integration
Molecular function (GO): nucleic acid binding
Source: RefSeq, a predicted model, not a curated record